Messenger RNA from Melanaphis sacchari, 601 nucleotides. RefSeq names its product mitochondrial import inner membrane translocase subunit Tim8 (gene Tim8). Lineage: Eukaryota; Metazoa; Arthropoda; Insecta; Hemiptera; Aphididae. The transcript is spliced from 2 exons. The record is from RefSeq and is a predicted model, not a curated record. The coding region runs from base 78 to 386 and encodes 102 amino acids.
CACGUGAAUUUACAAAUUUUUUAAUUGACACUUGACAGUGAUUUAUUUAAAAAUUUAAUCUUAAAAUAUUUACUACAAUGGCAGAUUUCUUUAGUAAUAACGGUGACAAUUUUGAUUUGGGUUCUUCGUCAGGUGGUGGUACCGACAAAUUGAAAGCUGAUGAAAUACAAAAAGUUAUAAUGAUGGAACAACAAAAAGCCCAAUUAAAUGCUCAAAUACAAGAGAUCAGUGAAAUGUGUUGGGAAAAGUGUGUGGAUAAACCAUCAGCAAAACUUGGUUCAAAAACCGAAGCAUGUCUUUCAAAUUGUGUAAAAAGAUUUUUUGAUUCUUCAGUUAUCAUUGCUCAUAGAUUCAAUCAGUUAAUUCAAAGGUCAAACACUGGUUAACCAAUUAUACACGUUUAAGUGUUCUAUUCUUUAUUAUAAUGUUAAUUCUGUAGUAAUUGAGCAAGAAACUUUUCAAUAUAAAUCAAGUAAUAUAAAUUGUUUUUUUAUAGUUCUGUAUUGUACAUACCUAUAGUUUGAGUGAAAAUUGCUUGUUAUAUUAUUUGUGUUCGAUAUUGUUCAAAUUAAAAUAAAAUAUAGUUAUUAUAUAUUCAUUA